This is a messenger RNA of Chiloscyllium plagiosum (whitespotted bambooshark), 6280 nucleotides long. RefSeq lists its product as uncharacterized. Lineage: Eukaryota; Metazoa; Chordata; Chondrichthyes; Orectolobiformes; Hemiscylliidae. The record is from RefSeq and is a predicted model, not a curated record.
GAAUGUCUAUGGGACCGGGGGAGGGGGGAGAGAGGCUAGGUUGUCGGAGCUCGGCCGCUAAUUGGCUGAAGAAGCGGAGGGCAUUGUGACGUGCUCGGUGAGGAGGAUUCCGCCGCCGUGUUCCACCAUCGCCGGAUUCCGCGCGCCGCAAACGGACAGCAGCCGCCGAGACAGAGCGGGGAGGAAGAAGAAUUCUACUGGAGUCGUUCCAACUUCUGCCAAAAGAAGUAGGGCAUUGGGGUGUACUAUUUUAGAUUGGAGUGUCGAGGAACGGAGAACAAGGAACAAAGAACUGUUCAAUCAAACAUUUUCAAGUAAGGUGAAAACAAAGCCUUUUCAUCAGCCUUAAUAGUAAGGUGUAUUCGAGCCUUUCCACAAGACUGAGAAAAUUCUUCACUAUCGCAAGGAAAAGUAGUUUGGGAAAAUCAAACUUGUUUCCUAAUUUAAAUGCUUCUGUAGCUUGUGCACCAGAAUUGAACAUAUCACCAAGUUGAAACAGAUUCUGUUUUUAACAGUCUAUUUGAGUCCUGGUUAUCUUUCAAGAAAAUGAUGAGCAGUAUCUUAGGCUUGGAGAAAACAGAAUCGAUGCAGGGUCAUUCUGUACAAGCACCAACUCAUUCAAGUUCUAUUUCCUCUGACUCCAGCGAAGCUGAAAAUGACUUUUAUGAAAACCCUGAGGAAGUGAAAUCUUCCAAGCUUUCACAAAGCCAGUGCAAGAGAUGGAUGGCAGGAAGAAAUCAAACACCAAAGGAGAAUCAAAUUAGAGCAUCUCUGUGCUCCACUGACAAACCCUCAUUAAGGAAAAGUACUGGCAAAGGUAAUGGGUUGAACAAGCAAAGAAAUAAUAAAAGGUGGAAGAGGUCUACAAAAGUUGUCAGAAAAACUGCUGAUCUGAACACUGCAACAGAGUUGAAGUUUAAAGAUGAAGGACAGGAAUUUAAAGAAGAACCUCAGUGGUAUACUGAGCCUCUUUCAGACAAUGUCAUCUCUAACAAUUUAAAAAGUAAGUUAGAAACUGCUUACAAGAGCAGUGUACCUUCAUUUGAUACUGACCUGUUGGAAAAAUUGCCAGCAUCCAUUAGAGAUCUAUGCAUUGAUGACAAUUGUCCUACAGAUUACCUCUGGACAGGUGCAUUUGUUGAUGGUCACUUUGUUGAUAUUCCAGCAUUACUUGAUAAAGGUGAAUUAAAUGAGAUUUUAGAUUGUUCUAAAUCAAAUUUAGAUUCCCUGGAUAAUCUUCAGAAAUCAGUAGACCUCAUCUGUGAAGGAGAUAUUAAUCAAUCUGUGAUGGAUUCUUGUGCCUUUGAUUUAAAACAAGACACUGGAUCCCCUAACGUUAUUGGAAGCAAAGAUGAAGAUCUAACCAGAUUUGAAGGGGAACAUAGUGUAGUGUUGGACGGAGGACCUUUGAAUAUAUGGGAAGAUGGCCCAACAGCAUGUAGACUGGAAACUCUAACUUCGUCAAGUAUAUCCUACGCAAACCCACUCAGCUCUAACUGGCUGCCAUCCACUUCUGAAUCAUCUUUAAUUGGUAAGACAGGAGCAGAAUCACUUCCCAAAGAUUUGUCAGAUAAAGAUGUUUGUUGGCAAGAACUUUCAGAAAUGAGUGAGAAAGAGUCUUAUUUUUCAGUUAUAAAAAAUCCAGAUGAUAUUGUAUUUUCUGGUGAAACUACUAAUUGGGAAAUUAAUUCACAAGGAGAGCAUGUUUCAUUAGAACCAUCUCAUUCUUCUCAGUUAAUUACCAACAAAAGUGAUGAUGGUGAAAAUAAAUCCUGUUUUCCAAAUAUGUUUGGAAAAGAUUGUAAUUCAUGGUCUUCGUUAUGUAAAUCUGGUAACUUCAGGAAUGUUGACACAGUAGCUGACCCUAUAGAGCUGAGUGUAAACAUGACUACAGAUAUCCCAACUGCUUGUUCAGAAGAUGACCUCCUCAGUUUGCUCCCUGGUAGUGAAUAUUUACAGUUGGAUGAUAGUAUUUUAAUUGAACUUCCAGUCAUGGCUUCAAAAGAAAAAUUAGAAGUAACAAAACAUGAUAUUCAAACAGAUGAGAUGAAAGCUGGAAAAUGGAAUCCAAUUUUUGGAAUUUGUCAAGAGGACCUUUCUGAAAAGAAGGAUGACUUAAGUUCCAGAGUAAUUGAAGAAAUAUGGAAAGCCUCACCAGGAGAGAAUAAAACAACAUUUUCAGAAGAUGGAAUCACCAAAUGUCAUAGCUGUUCUAUAGGAACAGAACUAUCUGUGAAACAAGUGGCUCCUGCAGAUUGUACGAAAUGUUCUUUGCAAAAUUCGGAAAAUAAUUUCUGGGAAGAGCAACUUGGAAAGUCUCAAAUUUUGGAUACAGUGGAUAUUGAUAUGUCAAAGCAUAGUGAGUGGAAAAUUGGCUCUGAAGUGACAGAUGAUUCAAUUCCAAAAUGUAUUAAACUCUUAAUGACUCAAAGUAACAAAGAGUGUGAAUUUUCAUCUUCAAAGAAUACUCUUCUGAAAACUGCAUCUACUCGUAGUACAUCAGAGUCCAGCAACUUUAAUGUUUAUCCAAAGUCUUUAAUAAAGGCUGAUUUGCAACACAGUGUUCCCAUAGAAGAGCAAAGUAUAAUUAAUGACAUUUCUAUAGACCUACCCGAAGAUUUGUGGGGAAAUUUAACGGAUUAUCUGAAUGAUUCUACAGAACCAAGGGAAUGUUCCUAUCUCCCCUUUGAACUCAGUUUUCCUGUUCCACAAAUGUGUACUGUAACAAGUCCAUUAGAUUCCAAUAAUGGUGAUAUGAACCAACAACCGAGGACUAAACCAAAACUCAGUUCAGAUUUAAUAAUUUCCCACAAUGACAAAUUACUGACUUCACAAGAAUGCAUGACAAUGUCAGUACGGUCCAAUGUUUACCCCACCUCUGGACAAUUACUUACAAAAGAAGUAGUUCUUACAAGAUUGGAGGACAUUGCUGUCCCAAAACCAGAACACAAUAUCUGCAGUGAUCAGCAUGGAUUAUCUGAAAAUUCGGAUUCUGCAGUGGGUGCAGAGAACCUCGAACAAGAUUUGCAGAUUCUUCAAGCAGAAUUAGAGUCCAAAUCCUGUAAAGAGACCAGUUUAGAUAAAAGGAAUUUAAUCUCUCAGGAUGCAAAUGAAGAUAAGUUGAAUUUUCUUCAGUCGCAGUUCCAAGAUCUGUAUCCAGACCAUGAUCAUUCAAAGAUGCCUCAGCAAGCCAUAGAUUAUAAGGGUUGUACUUCCAAUAAUAGAAAGACAGAGGAGGAUGAUCAACAACCAUUAGAAAAAGGCAAGACAAACAAUGCCAAUGAGCUUGAAUUAUCUAAGGAAUGUUGCCCUUUCUCUAAUAGACAUUCUGAGGUUCUCCUAUCCAAAGCAGAAAGCAUGGAGAAUUGCCCUAAAGAGGCUUGUUGCCUGCCUGUUUCUUCAAAAUAUACAGUAGAUUCUUUAUGCAGCAGAAAUCCCACUAUUGUGAUAACAUCCGUAGACGCUAAUCCAUCUGAAGAGCAACCUAUGCUUACAAAACCUAAUGAAACAGAUCUUGAGCCAGAAGACCCAAGAACUGAUCAAAAACUGUGUAGAAGUCUGAAGGAUUGUGAAACAUAGGGUUAUACUAGAGGAAAGCUUGGUUGUAUAAAGUUACAAAUAGGUAUGCUCUUUCCCCACCACAAAAACAGCUUCCAAUAAAACCAAUGCCUUUUUCAUUCAAGAAGACUGCUUGUAUUAUACGGAGUUACUUUGGUUUCAUAGAAAGAGCUCAAAUGAUUCAGUUCUCAACAGUGUGAUUAUGUAUCAGUGAAUGAAAAACUGAGUUCACUUUUUGGCAUACUGAGGCAUUUUUACUGGAGUUGGUGGAUCCAGAUUAAAUUAUCUAUUCAAAAACACUUCUCCCCCUUUAAAGUAGAACAUGUGCUAUAACUUACAAAAUGUUUCAACUUAGUACAAAACUUGAGAUGAGAUUUUGAUACUGUGUGCCUACUUAGAUCUUAAAAGUUUUAAAUGACUUGGCACUAUCAGCUGUACCUGAGAAAUAGGUUCAUUGGCUUCAUGCUAUGGGUGUUUGUGAUAAUUCUACAGUCCAAGAAUUGGAUUGUUGAUCCCAAUGAAAAUAAAUGCUGGUUGAUUAUUACUUCACAGUUGCACCACACAAUGCUUCAAAUGUAUUUUAAAAUAAGCUCACAGAAUACUGCACCUUUUUAAGUGCAUUGCAAGUGUUCUCAGUUACAUAAAAGACAUUUGUAAUUACUGUUUGUUGUGAUUAUGAUUUAUGAUUCUGUCACACUCCCUGCAAAGCUUCCAUGUUACAUUGUCACAAGUAUGUUAACCUUUUAUAUAUUUCUGAAUGUACUAAAUAAAGUGUGUGAAUUAAUCAAAUUUUAGUCAUUUGCUGGCUCUAAAAUGUAAAACAUAAGUAUUUACUUUGUAUUUUUAAGGGAGUUGCAACAUUUUGUUAUUUGCAUUUAGGUUACAUUUGAAUAAUAUUUUUAUAUUUGUAUUUCUGUAGCUGACAAACAUUCUGUGCGAAAAGUACUUGAUGAUGUAGUGUAACAUGUGUUUAGUUUUAUCGUUCCUACUCUAAAGCCUUUUUAAUCUUAAACCAUGAACCUAACUGUAGAUUGAACUCCGAAGUUUCAAAGCAACUUACAUUUGUAAUGUUGCAAUAUUACUAGGUACCACUGAAUCUGAUUUUAUUAUGGCUAAUUUUGCAAUGUAAUCCCACGAUGAAUGGCCAAUGAAGUUUGUAGCAUAUUCUUAGCAAACUGCUUAAAAGUAUUUGGCACAAGUAAUCAUGCCCCACAGAUAUAGGUUCUUUCUAUUUAAUUCAAAAUUUUGGGACAUUGUAAUAUGUAAAUUUGAUGAGGUGUGUUUGUGUGUCAAGAUGGAAGUGUCCAUACUUAUUUUUAUUUAACAUUCUUGCAGUGGUGCUUAUUUAUCUUUCAUCAGGGAAGAUGAGCUUCAUACUGAGGACCACUUUCAAGAUGUUUAAACCUAUGUGGUUCAAAGUUUUAUAAAAGUUUUUUUCCCACUUUUUCAUCAUUCUACUUGAAGCAUAUUCAGUAACAAUUUCUUAGUGCCUUUUUAUUACAUUAUUCUUAUACUUUAUAUUUAAUCUUCAAAUAAGUACCACAUGUACUUUAUUGUUAGUGUGUAAAAACAUAAGGGAUAAUCCAUUUUCUUUCUUUCUCCUAGUAAUGAUAACUCACAUUUGGUUACAGUUCCAUGAAUUCCAACAUUUCUGACAUAGCAGCUAUCGUGUACCGGUAUUGAUAAUGAGUGUCACCUGGUCUUUUGACCAUGAAGAACAUUGGAACUUAAUCCAGUGCUUUCUUAACUUAAUAUGCGCUUUCCUGCUAUAGUCAUGAGGUAACAAUGUGUCUUUUAUUCCCCAUUUCUGGAACUGAGGUGCUGAAUCCAUUUGCAGCACCUUUACUGCUAACUCACCAAGGUCAGCAGGACUCCAGGAUUGAGCCUAGCUCCUUCCUGUUUUAUAUGGUUUGGACAAAUUUUUAUUUAACAUUUUACAAAAGUGUUUCCAACUGUUAUUUAUUUAAUGUAUUGUGCUGUGCUAAAAAGAAGAGGUAACAUAGAAUUUUCAGCUGUUUUCAAUAAUAAAACAUGAUUUUAAAAAAAUUGAGUCAAUGAAAUGACACGUGAAAAUUGAGAGAUUAGCAUUUCUAUUUAAAGUGGAUUUCAUCACUGUCCAAUUGUUUGAUUAAAUUGGCAAGAAGACACCUGGAUGGAGGUUUCCUCACUGAAUAUUAAAAAACAAAGUCUGUUAAGAUUUCAUUCAUCAGGAAAAUCACUAAGUCUGCAUACAUACACUAUUGAGCGGACUGUAGAGAAAGAGGUUGUGUAGAUAUUCAGGUAAAUAUAGCCCAAAAACAGUAUAGUUGCAGAAUUUUUUAAUCCACCCAGAGCUGAUUUGAGGCAUUUUCUUAUGACAAGAAAAGCCCAUUGUAAUAGUCUUUAUAAAAUAAACGUUACUUUUAAAAGAGUGCACAGAAAAGUCCUUAAUUUGUAGCUGCUUUUGAAUGCUCCAACAAAAGAAAUUUGUUUGCCAAAAAAAGUUAUUUUCUGAAUUUAGUUUUGUAACUUAGGUGCCACAGAGUAUAAUCAAAACAUGCAUAAUGCAUUAAAACAGCACAGUUAUUAUGCAUACCCAACACCUGUUUGGUUUUAUAUCUUUAUAAGGGAUGUGCUUAUUGUAUUCUGUGGAAUCUUGAUUUUAAAUGCAUUUCUACUGGAAACUGUUUCAUUGUCAAACCUUUUGCAUAACCAAAUAAAAUCAGUGUUAGAUAAUGUGCAA